Symbiodinium necroappetens is the source of this 9231-nucleotide messenger RNA. NCBI's taxonomy places the organism in Eukaryota, Dinophyceae, Suessiales, Symbiodiniaceae. The record is from the annotation of a GenBank genome assembly.
AUGAGCGAAGCGGUACAACUACCAGAAUUUAACACAGCGCUGUCCUUCAGUGACGACAACCUGCCCGAUAUGGGCGCACGAACGGAACUGUAUCGGGAACUCAAGCAGCUGGAUUUGCUCGAGAACCUGGCUGAGCUGGAUUUCUACGGCUUUACGGUGAUCCCGCCUGAAAAGGUCGGGCCGGCAGCGUUUCACGCAAAGAUGAAGAAAGCGUUGAUCGAAGUCAUUGAAGCGCGUUUUGGUAAGCUCAAGAAGGAUGGCACAAGCUGGCAGGGUGCAAAUCAGAUCCUGCGCCUGAUCCUCUGGGAAAAUCAGGUCUUUGAAGAGCUGCUCAUGAAUCCAGCUGGCCUGGGUCUAAUCCAGUCGGUGCUCGGCCACAACUGCAUUCUUUCGCUGUUUGACGGCUGGGUGAAGGGGCCUGGUGACGAGCGCACACCCAUUCACCCGGACCAUUGGGACUUCAACCGACCCACAUUUCCGCCCGAGCCAAUGAGCUGCAACUUUAAUUACCUGGUAACCGAUUACACCAUUGAAGACGGCCCGCUGUCGUUUGUGCCCGGCAGUCACAAGUGGCAUCGCAGACCCUCCCCUCAGGAGGUUGAGCAUUGGGCGGAUCGAGCCCACGCGGUUGUGGCGCCGGCCGGCUCGAUGGUGAUCUGGGGUGACCUGACCUGGCACGGGUCGCUGCCGCGCAAGAACGCCGGCGAGCGGAUGAUGAUUCUAGGCACCUAUAGCCGCAGCUACCUGCAGACCCAGGAGCCUUUCCGGCAGACCGUCACCCAGGAAGCGCUGGCUCGAAAUCCAAUACGCUUUGCCGGUCUGAUGGAUGUAUACGCGCCAUUUCCGUUUGGCAAAAACGACAUCGAUGCAGAGCGCGCCAUGACCAACGUCAACAAUGGUGCAGCGGAUAUGGCGCCCUAUCGUAGCCUGUUUGAUCGUGAGCCUGCGGGUGACAAGGUAACGCUGCGCCCGGACUAUGCGUAUGAGUCCUUCGACCGCGAAGGUGAGGCUAUGGACUUUGAUGCCCAGGACAAUGUCCUCAAACGCCCGGAGCACCGGGGAACCAAAUUCUACGAGCCCUUGGUGAAGCUGGGCCUGCAGCCGUAUGUCGCCGAACUGGAGGCGGUUGGUUAUACGGUGAUACCACCGGAAAAAGUUGCCCCGCCGGAGUUUCUGGAGCGGAUUCGCAGCGCGGUGCUACGUAUCGCUUCACAGCGCCAUGGUGUUGAGUUUCGUCCAGACGAGAAUCCAGACCUCGAGGUUAACGCCGGCGUGCCGAACUCGGUGUAUGACUUUUACCUGAUGUUUGAAGACGAGGUGUUCGAGGAAUGGCUGGAGAACGAAACCCUUGGCGCCCUCGUCGACUACGCCAUGGUGGGCCAGGGGCAGCUUUCCAGUAUGAGUUCAAUCCUGAAAUGGAAAGGCGGUACCUACGGGCCCGGGUUGGGCCUGCACAGUGAUGCUUCAGGCUCUCCCGAAGGUCGCUUGUCAGCGGGCUACAACACCAUCUGCAAUGGUGCCUAUUGCCUGUCUGAUUACUCCGAAGCGGGCGGGGCGAUCGCCAUGGUCCCGGGCAGCCAUCGUCUUGGUCGGCAACCCAUCAAGGGUGAAGGUGUAGAAGGUGCGGUUCCGGUCGAAGCACCAGCGGGUUCGCUGAUCUUCUGGCAGGCGAACAUGUGGCAUGGCGCCUAUCCACGUACGAUCGAUGGGCUGCGCAUGACGAUCACUAACUUUUUCUGUCAUCGCGCUUUCAAGACUCAGGAAAGAUAUCAGACGGCAGUGCCCGACGAGAUGCUGGCGCGCCACAGCGAGCGGUUUGCCCGCUUUCUCGGUGCCGAUGACUUCUAUGGUUGGGGUAAAGAAGGUCUGACCCUGGCGGGUAUUGUUUCCCGGCGACUUAAAGAUGAGGUGCGGUUGUCCGUGUUUGAACGGGCACCUGUCGAUCGAGAUCAAGGGUACGGCCUGGAUCUCGAUAAGAACGGCCAGGAGGCAUUGGCCCGUGCGGGGGUAUAUCACCGCUAUUGGGAGAUAUCACGUCCGCACUCGGACAGCAUGGCACUUUUCCCGCUCAAAGGCUCUGAGACACUCGGCGUGCUUUUCCGGCGAGCUCGAAUGCGGCGUUGGUUGCCCUCCUUGUUUGCAGCACGCCCCGAGACCAACCGAGGUGCGCUAAGAGAUGUUCUGCUUGAGGGGGUCUCAAAAAACAAGAAUGCCGACGUACAUUUUGAUACGCCGGUGCAUGACCUGAUUAAAACCUCCGGUGGGAUCAAACUGGUCAGCCGGGAUGACAAACCACUCGGCGAAUAUGAUUUGGUUGUCGACGCCAUGGGUUUGCAUUCCCCGCUCAGACACUAUCGCGUGAUAGAUGUCGAAGGUGGUAAACAACGCACUGGAGCCAUUCUGAUUCACGGCGUCAUCAAUGAUCCGGACGCGAGUGGUAGCCCCGAACUUAAAUCCCGGUUGCAGAAGUUUGGCAGUAUCACAGCAGUGGGUCGUGGCUACAUUGUUGCCAUGCAGCGAUUUGGCGCGGGCAGCGAAGACAACCGCACAAGCUUCUUCUACUUACUACAUCAUCUUUCGAGUGAAUCUGAACUCUUUGCCGACAUUGGCAUAGAACCGCCAGAUUCCCGCGACACGGGCAUCAUGCGCGACGAGCGUCUGGACCAGGUUAAAAGAUGGGUCAAGGCGGACAUGGGUGAUCACUUCGACCCAGUGUGGCAUAGCGCUGUGGAUAGCCUGGACCGUGUCACUAUCCGCGACGAGAUCACCCAUGGCAAAACCUCACUGCGUGAAAAAACCACAAUGCCCAUCGUCUGCAUCGGUGUUGGGCGCUGGCGUUGGCAAAGCCUGCGUUGGCUGCGUUUGGAUCGUACACCCGUCGAGCGUAUCGGCAGGAAGGUAAAAGUGAAUCAUGAUGAGAAUUUAUCAACCUCUGACGAUCUUACCCAGUAUAAGGAUGCACUCGACAGAGAAGGGUUGGUGGUGCUGCCACCUGAAGUGACAGGGGUUUCCAUGGCGUCCAUCGAGCGGUGCGGCGAGGCGUUACUGAAGCGUUUCCAGGAAGAAACGGGCUGUGAGAUCAACAUAGAAGAAGGGCCACUUGGCAAUGUUGAGUGGCCACAAAACAUCCGGUCUGGUUUUCUCAGUAAUCCCGAUCAGGUCGGAUUUGCGAAGCUGCUGGCCUGUGAUCGUGGUUUCCGGGAUCUGACCGUAAACCCGGUGGUUGAUGCGUUGAUUGAUCAUCUGAUGGGUCGGAUGCCGCUGAGUCGAAAGCACCCCGCCGGGCAGAAAACGCGCCGCUUCAGUAGCGCCCAGGGUCUUCUAAAAUGGCAGGGUGAAUCAGGCUAUGGGGCGUCGCUGGGGUUGCACAGCGACCAGGGCGCAUUGGGUAUCUUUGCACCGCCCAGACCGUAUUGUACGGCAGCGGCCACGACUGCCUUCGCCGCUAAUGCCACCUGGUGUCUUACCGACUACACCAAAGAGGGCGGCGCACUCGCUUAUGUGCUCGGCUCCCACAGAAUCGACCACGAACCAGGACCCGAGGCUGCACGCGACGCGGUCGCGGUUGAAGCGCCGCGCGGUUCGGCCGUUGUCUUUCAUGGAGCCACCUGGCAUGGCGCAUUCCCACGUCUGCUGCCUGGCGUUCGCCUGACCUACGUCGCCUACUAUCGGCACGCCUCGGUUCACAGCCAGGAGAAUUUCAAGAUUACCAUGCAGGAUGGUGCAUGGAGCGACUGUGAUGAUCCAGACGUUAUGCGCGAGUUGCUCGGUUUGGACGACAUGUUUCCGUACACGGUAGCCGAACGUGGAGACAAUGGCCUCGAGGUGUCCCAAUGCGGCAUGGGGGUAAUGAGUAUCACCGCGUACUACGGGGAUCCAAUUCCCGAUGAGGAUGCCAUUGAACUGCUGCAGAAGUCGGUCGAGUUCGGUUGCACGUUUUUCGAUACCGCCGAGGCAUACGUUGCCGAGCAUCCGGUCACGAAGGAACUUCUGUGGAACGAAGAGAUCCUUGGUAAAGCCGUGGCAACCAUCGGCCGCGACAAGGUCGAGAUCGGCACCAAAUUCGGUGGACAGUCAGCGGUGACCGGUCCGGCCAGCGGCGAGCAUUUGAAGCGAGCCUGCCAUGCUUCGCUCAAGCGUCUGCAAACUGAUUACAUCGACAUGUACUACCUGCACCGGGUUGAUCCGAAUGUGCCGAUCGAGGAGACCGUAGCGACCAUGGCCGAGCUCGUGAAGGAAGGCGCGGUGCGGCAUAUCGGACUGAGUGAAGCUGCCCCGGAUAUUAUUCGGCGUGCCCACGCGAUCCACCCAAUCGCCUGCGUGCAGCAGGAGUGGUCACUCUAUACCCGAGACCUGGAGGAGGACAUCGUCCCGGUUUGCCGGGAGCUGGGGAUUGGCAUCGUCCCUUACUCACCGCUGGGGCGCGGCUUUUUGAGUGAUGAUAUGGUGGCGCCAACAGAUGAUGCCCGGCAAUACUUUCCCAGGCUGACCGGAGAUGCUUUUGCAGCCAACAAAGCAUUGCGCGCCAAAGUGGAAGCGUUGGCAGAAGCUAAAGGCUGCCACACGGCACAACUUGCUCUGGCCUGGCUCUGGGCGCAGGGGCAGAAGCUUGGCGUGAACGUGGUGCCAAUUCCCGGUACGACCAAGAUCAGGAAUCUUCAGAGCAACUGUCAAGCAGUGGAAGUAAGCAUAUCGGAUGCUGAGCUCGUUGAAUUGUCCGGUGUCUUCGACAGCGUCGUCGGCGAGCGGGGUUUCGAGCAGUACAUGGACAGCACCUACCGGGCGUCGUUGAGCCUGUCAGCCCACCUGACGUUUAACACUAAACUGAGCUACUGGUUCGGGCAGCUUGCGGAGGGAUUGUUCAACAGUAUCUUCGGAAUUCUGCUGCUGUUCUAUUUCAAUCAGGUUCUGGGGGUGUCUGCCAGCUUGUGUGGCCUCGCGCUCAUGAUCGGCACCCUGGUGGAUGCCUUUACCGAUCCGAUGAUGGGCACGAUCUCAGACAACUGCACAUCGAAGCUCGGUAGGCGGCAUCCGUUCAUGUACGCGUCGGCUUUGCCGGCCGCCCUCUGCUUAUGGCUGUUGUUCGUCCCACCUGUGCAGGGCGAGUGGCAGCUGUUUGCCUGGCUGACGGGUUUUGUGGUGCUGGCGAAGCUGGGUAUGACCCUUUACCACGUUCCCCAUCUGGCGCUGGGCGCGGAACUGACGCAGGACCACGAUGAACGCACGCGUAUCGUUGCGUUUCGCAUGCUGUUUGGCGUCGCCGGCUGGAUUCUCGUUACCAUCGGAUUUGCCACUUUCUUUGCAGCCACACCGGAAUACGCUAAUGGGCAGCUCAAUCCGGCAAACUAUCCUACGUUUAUUGCGCUCGCGGCAGCGGGUGUUUUCAUUUCCAUUGUCGUCACGUCGCUGGGUACUCAAGGCAUCGUCCCGCACCUUCCCAGGGCGCAGUCGAAUACAGCGAAGAAACGUACCCAGGUGUUUCUUGAUCUACGCACAGCAUUUCGUAACGACUCUUUUCGGUGGCUGAUCAUCUCCUUCGUCUCCGCCACUAUUCCGGCUGGCAUCGGCGGUGCCUUCGCGCUCUACGUCAAUACCUUUUACUGGGAGCUGACACCCAGCCAGCUGCCGGUAGUCAUGAUGGCGCAGUUUCUAGCGACGCUGGUCGGGUAUGCCAUUGCACCUGUGUUGGGCAGGGGGCGGGAAAAGCGCACCGUGCUGGUAUGGGGGGUUGGUCUGUGGGCUGCAGCAACCGUGGUGCCUUUCCUGCUGCGCUUCGCUGGCAUGUUUCCGGCCCCGGGGUCGGAUGCAGCGCUUGUUCUGCUGGUGGCGUUCCAAUUGCUUGCCGGUGCCGGUAUCGCGCAGCUUGUCGUCGCUGUCAGCAGCAUGAUGGCAGAUGUGGCUGAUGAGCAUGCGCUGGUCGAUGGGCGGCGUAACGAAGGCGUGUUUUUUGGUGCGUUUGCUGUCUGCACCAAGGCCACCGCGGGUGUCGGUAUUGCGAUAGGCGGGGUGCUGCUCGAUGUCAUCGCCUGGCCUACGGGCGAUACCAUUCGUACAGCAGCAGACGUGCCGCCGGAAACGCUCACCUACCUUGCCAUUCUGGCCGGUCCCGUGGUGGCCAGCGCCGCCGUGCCUUUCUUCUACUGUAUCCGGUAUUACAGGAUUGAUCGCAAGCGUCAUGCCUCCAUCCGCCAGGCGUUGGCUCAGACGGCACAGAUCACGCUCUGGGGAAGAGCGUCUUCCUGUAACGUGCAGAAAGUGUUGUGGACGCUGGAAGAGCUGUCGCUGCCCUACAAACAUGUCCCGAGCGGCGGCGAUUCUGGUGGGCUCGACGACCCUGCCUAUCUUGCGAUGAACCCCAAUGGCCGGGUCCCCACCUUGCAGGACGGUGACCUGGUGCUGUGGGAAAGUGAUGCCAUUGUCCGUUACCUCGCGAUGCGCUACGGAUUCGGAAACCUGUGGCCAGAAGACGUUUGCAAACGUGCUCACGCGGAUCAGUGGAUGACGUGGGGUACCGUGGAGUUAAUUCCCGACUGGAUUGCGCUGUUCUGGCGUCUCGUGCGCACGCCGGUAGAAAACCGUGAUGCGGCUGUUAUCGCCCGGCACCUCGAUGCCACGUGCAGACGCAUGCGUCUGCUCGAUCGGCAUCUAGACCAUCGCCCCUACCUCGCUGGCGAUAGUUUUACGGUGGCAGACAUUCCUGCGGGCAUGACGCUCUACCGUUGGUACGCGAUGGACAUUGAGCGGCCGCAGACGCCUCGGCUGGAUGAGUGGUAUGCGCAACUCUGUGAUCGAGAGUUUCUGAUGACCCAGGUUGUGGAGCUAAGUCUUCAACGGCUGCCCGCAUGGUUGAUGUGGCUCUGGGUGCUGCUACCCAUGACGCAGGCUAUCGCAGACGCGCCCCAUCGCAAUGUGUACUUUGGUGACUUACAUGUGCAUACGAUGUACUCAGCGGAUGCCUAUAGUUAUGGCGCGCGUACCGGUCCGGAUGAAGCCUACGAGUUCGCCAAAGGAGCGGCUCUGCGUCACCCGUCCGGCCAGAUUAUCCGCAUGCGCGGCGCGCCCUUGGACUUCCUGGCGGUCACCGAUCACGCCGAGUACAUGGGCAACGUCACCGCCCUCGAAAACCCCGACCACCCUCAAGCCGAUUCGGAGCUGACUGCGGCGAGUGAUGACUCGAUCCUGUGGAAUGUAUUUGCGAGUUUCGGCAGGGCGAUCCAGAGCGGCGAAAUCGAUCCCAGACUCGAGGAUGAAAAAAUACGUCGUGACACCUGGCAACGAAUCGUCGAGGCCGCUGAACGGCAUUACGAUCCCGGUCGCUUUACGACAUUUGUCGGCUAUGAAUAUAGCCCCUCGCCAACGGGCAUGCUGCAUCGUAAUGUCAUCUUCAAGGGCGCUCGUGUGCCGGAGUUGCCAUUCGGCGCAACCGAUUCGGUAAAUCCAGAAGACCUGUGGGCGUGGCUUGACCGGUUGCGGGCAGAAGGCAUCGAGGCGCUGGCGAUUCCUCACAACACCAACCUGAGCCGUGGAACGUAUUUUCAGACCAUCAAUUUUGCUGGCAAACCCAUUGAUGAGGAAUAUGCCCAAGCCCGCAUGCGCAACGAGCCGAUCGUCGAAAUCACUCAGGUGAAGGGUACUUCCGAGACCCAUCCGCUGCUCUCGCCGAACGACGAGUGGGCUGGCUUUGAAGCGUUGACGCCAGUGGGUGAAGUCACGCGAAAGUCCGUUCAGGGGGGCUAUGCGCGCGAUGCUCUGUUGACUGGGCUGCAGUUACAGCAAAUGGAAGGAUUCAAUCCCUAUCAGUUUGGAUUCAUUGGCUCAAGUGACACGCACAAUACGGGUGCCGCCUAUGAGGAAGCAAACUAUCACGGCAAAAUAGGCAACCUUGACGGACGCGCUGAGUGGCGCCUGGUCGAGCCUGCCGAGGACGCUGCCCCGAUUGAACACCUUCGUGAGCGCGCGUUCAAUUGGAGCGCGUCGGGCCUUGCCGCGGUCUGGGCCGAAGCCAACACUCGUGAGGCCAUUUACGCCGCAUUCCGACGCAAGGAAACCUUUGCCACCAGCGGUACGCGAAUCCGAGUCAAGUUCUUCGCCGGUUACGAUUUUGACACGGUGGACCAUGCCCAGCUCUACGCGACUGGCGUUGCGAUGGGUAGCGAGCUGCAAGCGCAUGUUCGCGGAUCGCCGCGUUUUUUCGCCUGGGCAAUGCGCGAUCCUUCGAGUGCGUGGCUGCAACGCCUGCAGAUUGUCAAAGGCUGGCUCGACGCUGGCGGCGAGCAACAUGAGCGGGUUUACGACGUUGCCUGCGGUGACGGUUCUGCGCCCAGCCCGGACACCCAUCGUUGUGCGGACAACGGCGCUGGCGUCGAUCUCGCUACGUGUCGGUUCGAUCACGACAAGGGCGCGGUUGAAAUGAAGGUGGCCUGGAUGGACCCGGAAUUUGAACCCACACAACGCGCUUUCUAUUACCUCCGUGUACUGGAGAACCCGACGUGUAGAUGGUCGAGCUGGGAUGCGUUGCGGUUGGGGAUCCCCUUGCGUGUAGAUAGGGACGCCACCCUGCAGGAGCGAGCCUGGUCGAUUCACAUGCGACUGAAUGAAAUUACCGUUGAUGACACCGCAGAGAGCUGGACGGCUAUGGGCUUUACUGUUCUGGAUGGCUAUGUGCCGAUUGGACGCAGCCUUCGGUUCAAGCUCACAGGCGGCACGGGACGUGGCGUUCUCGACUACACCUUUGGCGAUGCCGGACGAAAGGCGUCCCAAUCCCUUGAUAUCAACGGGCUCAAGACAUCGAUAACAGGUCUGCCGGAUUACCUUUCCGCGCCUGUUGUGAAGCACCCCAAUGGCGUCGUUGGCUCGAUGAAAACGGUGAUUCUGGCGAACAGUGCUGAUGCCACCACAGCGCAACUGCUGGCGUUGAUGCCCGAACUGGGCCAACCGGCAUUAUCGAACACGUCCGAGACUGGCAUACGCUACGACUACUGGACAAAACUGGAUGAAACCCACUUCGAAGUCAUCAGCAUGAAAGAUGAAGUAGUGAGAGAUUCGGUGGCGGUGAUUUUUCUUUUUGUUGAUGACCUGGAUGCCGCCAUUGCCACCUUUGGUGAGACAAAUGUCAGUGCGAAAUCGGUGUAUGACGGGCGCGAUACGGUGCAGGUUCUGCCUGCAUCCGGCAUCAGCGCGAGCCUGCGGCUGAUCACGCAGACGAAGAACGAUUCGGAGCCGGAGGCAUAG